CAGAGAAACAUUUUUUUAAGGAGGAUGAUUGUGGACAAAUAACAGGUUUGUCAUACUUUGUUCAUGUUGAAACAUACAUUCUAUAAUGGAUACGAGCAUGCUGCAACUUAAACUUUAAUGCAGAUGUUUUGUUCUGCCUAAAAAGAAACACAUGCCCAGUUACAGCAUGUCGUCUGCUUCAUUACAUUUUCUAUUACUAACCCCCCACACUCUUUAUAACCCCCAUUCCACAACAAUAAACAUCAAGCCAGAUGUUGAUUGGCUGUGCUAAUGAUAAGGCAUGACACAGUAAAGGAAAACAAGGUUGUUAAAAAGCAGAUGUCUGUACCGGUUCACAGAUGGCAUUCAUAUUGACAUGGCUUGAGGUGAUAUGUUACAAUGUAGGUUCUGCAUGCAAGUAGAAAAAAAAUAUGCUCUAAUGAGUAUGGGUGGCUGGGUCUGCAGCUGCAGCCAGAGAGAGAGGGGGGGCUAUUUACUCUAUACAAACAACAUAGUCUACUCAUUCUGAGAAAGACACAGGGGACGAGAGCGAGAGAGGAGGCAUCGUCUCUGAUCAAUCAACUGUGAACAUGCGGACAGUGGUUCUCCUCCUCAUAGUGGGACUAGUGCAUUUGAGCAUUGCCCAGCAUUACAGUCCGUUCCAGUGGCUGUCCCAUCUGCGAGGGCGACGGCGGCAUGCUGGCUGGCAGGUUGAGGAUGUGGACUGCCCACUGGAGUGUGACUGCCCUUCAACCUACCCCACGGCUAUGUACUGUCACAGCCGCAACCUUCAGCAUGUUCCCUACGUCCCCUCACAUAUUAAGUACGUCUACCUGCAGCGUAACCAGAUCACAGGCAUUCAGGAUGGGGUGUUUGACAACGCUACCAACUUGGUCUGGGUUGUGCUGUUUCACAACCAGCUCAACUCAGACAAGAUCGGCAAGAACGUAUUCAGCAAGCUCAAGCACCUGGACCGGCUUUUAUUGGAUCACAAUGAGCUCACACGUAUGCCUCCCAACUUGCCAAAGUCUAUAACGGACCUUCGACUUGGCCACAAUAAGAUCUCAAAAAUACCCUCCAACUCGCUGGAGGGUAUGGUAGACCUCACCACCCUUCACCUCUACGCAAAUGUCAUAGAGGAUGUUGGAGGUGUGUUCAAGGGACUGAAGUCUCUGACCAUGCUGGAUAUAAGGAAAAACAAGCUGAGGAAAAUCCCUGACAACCUCCCUGAGACGCUGCAGCAGCUCUACUUGGAGUAUAAUGAUAUAGAAAGCGUGCCGACGGGCUUUCUCACCAUGUAUCCCAAACUGCAGUUUGUUCGGUUGGCGCAUAACAAGCUGACAGAUAAAGGACUUCCCUCCAAUGUCUUCAAUAGCAGCACGCUGGUUGAGCUCGAUCUUUCUUUCAAUAAACUGGAGAGAAUCCCUGUUGUCAGUAGGAACCUGGAGAACCUUUAUUUACACGCCAAUAAGAUCAAAGAGUUUUCCCUGAGCAGUUUCUGCACCGCAGUUGACAUGACAAACUUCUCCAAGCUGCGAAUGCUGCGUUUGGAUGCCAAUGAGAUCAGCGCCAAAGACAUUCCUGCUGAAGCUGCCUACUGUUUGCGGCAUAUUGCCUUCAUUGAUGUGUAGCACUUCCUGAUAUUUCCUGCUGAGUUGUCUCGGCUCAUCCAGGGUCUGUAACAUCCGAGAUGUUCAGUCCCCUCUAUAAAAACUGUUUUCUGAGAUAACGUGUUGUUAAACCUUUAUAAAAGCAAAUUAUUAAAAAGUUCCACUAUUAGUCAACAGGAAAUUCCACAGCUGCAUAAUCACUUAAUGAGAUCACGGGCAUAUGGAUGACAGAGAGGAACAACAAAAGGCCAGAUGACUGACAUAUUUUCAACAAACUAAUUUGAUUAUCAGUUUCAGUAUUCUGCCAAAAAUAAAACUAUUUGGUUAAAAUAGGUUGUAGCUGAUAUUAAAAAGUUCUUCUUCUCACAUGUCUGGCAAAGUAUACAUUUAAAAAACUGACAAUCAUCAGUAUUACACUCAGUUUGGAUCUUUGCCUCCACCAUGUGGCACAAGGUGAUAAAACAGCAAGUUCAGCUGAAAUGACUCUUUAUUAUUAUUAUUAUUAUUAUCUGGCAACACUCACUUUAUCAGGUACACGUGAAAAGAGAUCCAAUAUAAAUCAAAUAAUACAAAGAUCAUCUUUAUUUUUGAUUGACACAAUCAGAGAGGUAUUAAUGGAACUUUAUGUUUAUGAUUGAGUCUGUAGUUUACAAAGGUGUUCACGCUCCCUUAAUAAUAAACAUAAAGUAGAAUUAUUAAAUUUCUGACAGUGUCAACAAAAGCUGAAAAACUGCAAGUAUGAUUCAUGGCAGAGUUGUUGUACAAGUGUAAAUAAAGUGGCCCGUAAGGCAGCAAUAAAUUUGCAGUUUGAUUGUGCUCGCUAACAUAGCUUAUUCAGUACUUUUACUUUACUUUUCUAUCAAGCUUUCAGUAUUUAAACUUGUUUUUAUCAGGUUUUUGUGAUUAGAACGGAUAAAAAAAUUUUUUUAAACGUAUUCCUAAUCAAAUGUGCCUCUGAAUUAUUAUAUAUCAUGUGUCAAGACUGUUAUAACUGUAUCUAAUUACUGUUACCUAAUUUUUAGUUGUUUAGUAACAAGUAACUUUUUAAGACUUUUUGGGGCAUAAUUUCUCAUAUCUGACACACAGACAGAAAGUCAGCAAGCUAAUGUCAGGAACAGUUUAUAUCGACUUGGAAAGCCAUGAAACGUACAUUAUUAUAUCAUGUGAAUCUUUUAUCUACAACUUUGUGCCUUUUAUUAUAUCUGAGCAAUAAAUAUUUGUUUCCAGACUUAUUUGCCCCCGACUGUCGACAGUGACAUAUUUUUAACAACAUGUUCUGCUUCCUCUAAUUUGAAGGUAAAAGCGUUGAGAGGUCGGGAGAGAGAAAAGGGGGCAGCAGCUCUUACAACUGGUCUU
Larimichthys crocea (large yellow croaker) is the source of this 2945-nucleotide messenger RNA. RefSeq names its product fibromodulin b (gene fmodb). The record is from RefSeq and is a predicted model, not a curated record. Gene Ontology annotation, molecular function: protein binding. The transcript is spliced from 3 exons. NCBI's taxonomy places the organism in Eukaryota, Metazoa, Chordata, Actinopteri, Sciaenidae. Bases 570 to 1610 code for a protein of 346 amino acids.